Molecule: messenger RNA, 1029 nt
Organism: Penicillium brasilianum
Lineage: Eukaryota; Fungi; Ascomycota; Eurotiomycetes; Eurotiales; Aspergillaceae
Source: the annotation of a GenBank genome assembly
AUGGAGCAAGCUUCACGGUGGCAAUUGUUCAAUACCUCAUGGACAGUCCACCGUGUCUCCCCCCUCCACCAUGGCAAAGACUUCGAAACCCUCCUCAACAACGAAGCCGCCUUGAAAACAUACGCUACGCGAUUACGCGACCAACUCACGGGCGAUGUCCUCGCAGGCUUUCAAUCUACCAUCAAUGCAUCAGAAAGCGACACCCUUUCAAAAUCAGGAGAACUCAAAGACUGCCGGUGGGAGUUCUUCGCGGCGGGGCCAUCGCAGCAGCGUGGCGUACCUCCCAAGGCCUCAUUCCCGGGGAUUCUGGUAACCCUCGAAUACGAGAAUGCCACAUACAAAGCCGCGUUGCUGGCUGAUACCGACUCGACCACUCAACCACGGAAAGGGGUUACGGCUCUGCCGCUACUGUUGACUAAAUUCCCCAUCGCACUGCGCCAAACAUUCAUCAAUUUCAUGUACUCCAAUUUCGACACGUACUGUUCAACGCUCGGCCUUUCUUCGCGGUUCUUAUGUGAAACGCUUGAGAACUUCGUUAGUAUUGUGCCGGGCUCGGAAGUUGAAGAUGUGAUCAAGGAGUUACAGCUUACGCUAUCAUUCUCGUCGUCUAUCGCGCCGGCGUUGCGGAAUAUCAAUGUCGGUGUUCCUCGUGCCUCGCUGGUUUCUUUUCUUGAUCAGGAUGCGGCAAACUCGAAAGGAAAGGCUGUACAGGGGAAGGCAAGAAUUCCUUUGGUCGAGAAUGUCACGUCUUACCUGGAGACCCACCUGGCAAUGAAAUUGGAUCUGGAUGGUUCGCAUCACAACGGCGUCGCCAGGCAGCAUGUGCGGUUGUCAAAGGUUGCAUGUGCUGCGUUUGUAAUAUCCAGCGAUGGCCGUUUAAAGCUCAUCGUGGAUGCGAAGCGAGCUGGUGAGAACACGGAUGAGGACGGGGAUAGGGGAGAUCAGAAUAUCUCUUCUUUGCGGGCAAAUGAGAGAUUGCUUCGUGCUGUUAUUCGGAAAAGUUUCGCUGGUGAGCAAGUGACCACAUGA